AUGCAGCAAAAUGACAGAGGUCCCACAAGCAAAACCGGGCAGGGUACGCGGUGGGCCUGCGGAAACCGGCGAGGAGAGCGGGGCCGGGACGGGGCCCUGGCAGAGCCGGGGCGGGGUCGCGGGUGCCCGGUACACUUGCGCUGGGUUGGAGCGGCUAGCCGCUGGCCCACCGGAAGUCCUACGUCCUGGAGCCCCGGUCCUCGGCAGCGGCGGGUUCCUGGAGGUGGGCAGCAACUAGAAGCGGGGGAAUCAAAGGUGUUCUCAGUUGUGAAAGAGGAGAGUUUGGACAGCAGAACAAAAAAGGAAGAUAGCCCCCUGGAGCAGAUACCUUUGACACAGGAGGCCAGUUCAAACCCUGCAAAGGCCUUUGCCAAGUCUCUCCAUCUACUCAGUCGCUGGAAGGUAGAUAGCCCCAGGAUGGAGCCUAGUCAGCCUUGGGGGCCAGGCCAGGCAAGGAUAAAGCUAAAAACAGACAGCAUGGAAGAGAAGGUGUCUGACCAGCCGAAGCCAGUGGAACCUGUACAGAAGCUGCUCCCUCAGGUGGAUGAGGAGGACCUGCUGAAAGCCCAGAAGGGAGAGUGCUGGUGGAAGAUGUGGGUGAAGAAGCCAGUCACCUUUGAGGAUGUGGCAGUGACCUUCACCCAGGAAGAGUGGAAAUGUCUAGAUACCAGUCAGAGGGUCCUCUACCAGGAUGACAUAUCAGAGACUGUCAGAAACCUGAUGUCUGUGGAUCUGAUCGCCAAGCUUGAGCAAGAAGAGAAACAGUGGGAAGCAGAUCUCUGUUCCCCGAAUGGAGAAGGCUUUCAUUCAGGAGGCAAGAAGGAAGGAUGCCAAGAACAGAGUCAAAGUUUGGGAGAUGAAGGGACUGUUGAUGACAAGAAGGCCUCCCUUGCUCACAGAGGCUCAGGCCCAACCUCUCCUCCAGCUGGGUCCCCGGACAAGACGCCAGCGUUGCCAGAAUCCUGGGCUCGGCCAGCCUUUACCUGUCACACCUGUGGCAAGUGCUUCAGCAAGCGCUCCAGCCUCUACAACCACCAGCUUGUUCACAACAGCGCCCAGUGUGGGAAGUCCUUCCAGAACCCCAAGGACCUCAGCUCCGGCCGGCGCAAGCAACUCAGGGAGAGGCCCUUCCGCUGCUCGCUCUGUGGCAAGACCUACUGCGAUGCUUCUGGACUGAGCAGUCACCGCCGUGUCCAUCUGGGCUACCGGCCGCACGCGUGCCCCUUCUGUGGGAAGUGCUUCCGGGACCAGUCUGAGCUCAAACGUCACCAGAAGACGCACCAAGGCCAGAAGCUGGGGGCUGGAAACCAGAAGCAUAUUGUGAGGACUCCGGAUACCAGAGCUGGAUUACAGGGGCCAGCAACAGGGAACCACGCACCAGUGGCUGGGACCCAAGGACCCACACUUAAAACCAAGGUGUUGGAAACUCAGCCCCAGCCGUCAAUAGACAGGAACCAGGCACCUUCCACCAAGAACCUGCCUGUGACCAGAACCCUGGCAGCCAACAUGCGAGCCACCCGGCUGAACACCAAGUCCAACUCUCACCCAGAGAAGCCUUCAAGACGCAAGGUCUUCUCUUGCCCUCAUUGUCCCUUGACUUUUAGCAAGAAAACCCGUCUCUCCAGUCAUCAGAAGGUCCAUUUCACAGAGCAGUCCAACCGCUGCUUCCACCAUGGCAAGUCCUUCACUUUAUUCUCCGGGCUGAUCCGGCACCAGCAGACUCAUUGGAAGCAGAGGAUCUACUGUUGCCCUAUCUGCAAUGUCUGCUUUGGGGAGAAAGAGGACCUUUUGGGUCACUGGGGAGGGGGGGGCUACAGAAGCAAGGGGCUGUUCCUGGGCAGUCCCCACAAGUGCUGGGCCAUCCUGGGUCAGUGGCUCAGCUUCUUUCCCAAUGCCUCUGCUGUGGCAGGGAAGGAAAUGGAUCUUUCUCCUGGAUCUAGACCCUCAGGAAAGGGGAGGAAGGGAGAGGAAAAGGCACACAGAAGAAAGAAAGCAGAGAAGGCAGUGAAGGUCUUGGAAGGGAAAUGAAUGGCCUGUCCGCCCGAGGUCUUUCUCUGUUUGGUUUUCCAGAGGAAUGACCUCCAGGGUAAGGAGACUGGGAUAGAGGAAGAGAGGUGAGGGGAUAGUGGAGGACAUACAGAAAGGAAAGGGGACAAGAAGUGGCACUUGGAAACUUGUAUUGUUAUUAAUUAGCACCUAGCUUGUUUCUUUGUGUCUGAUAGACCAUCAAGUAGUAAUUGUUCAAAAAGACAGUGGAUCUUCAAUAGGUAUGAAGAUGGGAGGGAAAGGAUGAGAGAAGGGGAAGUCUGAG
This is a messenger RNA of Dama dama (fallow deer), 2311 nucleotides long. Its product is annotated as zinc finger protein 57 homolog. Gene Ontology annotation, molecular function: DNA-binding transcription repressor activity, RNA polymerase II-specific. The record is from RefSeq and is a predicted model, not a curated record. Gene Ontology annotation, biological process: negative regulation of transcription by RNA polymerase II. NCBI's taxonomy places the organism in Eukaryota, Metazoa, Chordata, Mammalia, Artiodactyla, Cervidae.